Molecule: messenger RNA, 2193 nt
Organism: Hirsutella rhossiliensis
Lineage: Eukaryota; Fungi; Ascomycota; Sordariomycetes; Hypocreales; Ophiocordycipitaceae
Product: copper amine oxidase, enzyme domain-containing protein
Exons: 2
Coding region: 1-2193 (730 amino acids)
Biological process (GO): amine metabolic process
Molecular function (GO): primary methylamine oxidase activity; quinone binding; copper ion binding
Source: RefSeq, a predicted model, not a curated record
AUGGCGGACCCGGCGAUACGACAACCGCAGCCGGCCCAGGAGCCAGACACCACCUCCAUCCCGGGCUAUAUCAUCCUGCCGGACCAGGACGGCCUCGACUCGUUGGCAGCGGCCACAGUGGCGCCAGCACAUCCCCUCGACCAGCUAUGUCCCCAGGAAAUCAGCGCCGCCGCUCGGCUCGUGCGCGAGUAUGCGAGCCCAAGUCAAGUCAAGUUCAAUUGCAUCACCCUCCGCGAGCCCCGCAAGCUCGAAUAUGCCGCCUUCCGGUCCGGCACCGGCCCCCGCCCGGCGCGCCGGGCCCUAGUCGUCUUGCUGGAGCAGCAACAGCAGCAUCAGGACUCCACGGCACCGAGCGCAGACGGCAUGGGCGUGCGCGAGGCCAUUGUAAACCUGACGCGCGGUUCCGUCGAGGACUGGCGCGCCCUCCAGGACGUGGCGCCGACGUUGACGCUCGAAGACCUCGACGUCAUGGAGCGCGUGGCCCGGCGCGAUCCGCGUGUCGUCGACGCGUGCCGCGAAAUCGGCAUCACCGACAUGUCGACCGUCUACCUCGAUGCGUGGGCCAUUGGCGUCGAUUCGCGCUGGGGGUUUGAGCGCCGCCUGCAGCAGGGGCUGGCCUACUGGCGCGCCUCGCCCUCGGACAACCAGUACGCCCACCCGCUCGACUUCAGCGUCGUCGCAGACACCGAGGCCGAGGAGGUACUGGCCGUCGACGUCCGCCGCGUCCACGGCCAGCGCACCGCCGUGCCCCGGAAUCCCCACAACUACCUCCCCGAGUUUGUCGGCGACGGCUACCGGCCGCGCCGGCUCCGGCCCAUCGACGUGACGCAGCCCGAGGGCGUGUCGUUUGCGGUGCGAGGCAACGAGAUUGCGUGGGCCGGGCUCAAGAUGCACAUCGGCUUCAACUACCGCGAGGGCAUCGUACUGUCCGACGUGCGCAUCGACGACCCCUACGAGGGCCGCGAGCGCUCCCUCUUCAACCGCAUCAGCGUCGUCGAGAUGGUGGUGCCCUACGGCUGCCCGGAGCCGCCGCACCACCGCAAGCACGCCUUUGACGUGGGCGAAUACGGCACCGGCCUCAUGACCAACUCGCUCAAGCUCGGCUGCGACUGCAAGGGCGCCAUCCACUACCUCGACGCCGUCCUGUCGACGGGCCGCGGCCAGCCCGCCAUUGUCAAGAACGCCGUCUGCAUCCACGAGGAGGACAACGGCCUGCUGUACAAGCACACCGACUUCCGCGACGGCGCCGUCGUCUCGGCCCGCGACCGGCGCCUCAUCAUCUCGCAGAUUAUCACGGCCGCCAACUACGAGUACGGCUUCUAUCACACUUUUAGCCUCGACGGGACUUACAAGCUCGAGGUCAAGCUGACGGGUAUGCUCAACACCUACUGCCUGCACCCGUCCGAGAAGGCGGCGCCGUGGGGCACCGAGGUGGCACCCGGCAUCACCGCCCACAAUCACCAGCACAUAUUUUCGCUGCGCGUCGACCCGCAGAUUGACGGGCCCAACAACUCGGUGGUGCAGUGCGACGCCGUGCCGUCCGAGGCGCCCGUCGGCUCGCCCGAGAACCCGUUUGGCAACGGCUUCUACUGCCGCAAGACGCCGCUGCAGACGGCCAAGGAGGGCGCAGCCGACUACUGCCACGAGACGAGCCGGACCUGGGACAUUGUCAACCCGAGCCGCCUGCACCCGUCGGCCGGCAAGCCCGUGGGCUACAAGAUUGUCAACAACCAAUGCCCGGGGCUGCUGGCCAAGCCAGGCAGCGUGGUGCACAAGCGGGCGGCGUUUGCGCGGAAGAGCCUCUGGGUGCUGCCGUACCGCGACUACGAGCUGUUUCCGGCGGGCGACUAUGUGUGCCAGUCGACGGGCCAAGAGCAGCACCCGGACAACGCGGCGGUGCUCGACUGGGUCAACCGCGACGAGCCCAUUGACAACACGGACAUUGUAUGUUACGUGCAAUUUGGCUUGACGCACUUUCCGCGUGCCGAGGACUUUCCCAUCAUGCCGGCCGAGCCUGUGAGCAUCAUGAUGCGGGCUAGCAGCUUCUUUCGCCAGAACCCGGCGCUGUGGGUACCGCCCUCGGCGCUGACCAAGGACGGCUCGUCGAGGAACGCCUUUUCGUCAGACGAGGGCGGCGAGAGUAAAAAGGGCAGCUGCUGCGCGGACAAGGUCAAGUAUAUCUCUCACCUAUAG